Molecule: messenger RNA, 2531 nt
Organism: Seriola dumerili (greater amberjack)
Lineage: Eukaryota; Metazoa; Chordata; Actinopteri; Carangiformes; Carangidae
Gene: kctd5b
Product: potassium channel tetramerization domain containing 5
Exons: 6
Coding region: 133-807 (224 amino acids)
Biological process (GO): protein homooligomerization; proteasome-mediated ubiquitin-dependent protein catabolic process
Cellular component (GO): cytoplasm; Cul3-RING ubiquitin ligase complex
Molecular function (GO): cullin family protein binding
Source: RefSeq, a predicted model, not a curated record
GUAGGAGUGGCCGAGGAGCUGGCAGCCUGCUUUGCAUGAAUCGUGGACUCCAAGUUAGUGGCUGCAGCUUAGAUAUUUCCUGUCAGCCGCACAGACAGAUCCGAAGCAAGGGCGGAGGAGACGAGGAGAGGGAUGGCAGAGAACAGCUCCGAGACGAGCGGCUCCGUUCACCGGAGAUGUUUGGCCCAUUCUCCGGCAGAGAGAAACAUUUCAUCCGGUGUCGGGGCAUCGAAGUGGAUUCGACUAAACGUCGGGGGCACAUACUUUUUAACAACGAGACAGACGCUGUGUCGAGAUCCAAAAUCAUUUCUGUACAGACUGAGCCAAGCUGACCCCGAGCUCGACUCCGACAAGGAUGAAACUGGUGCCUAUCUCAUAGACAGAGACCCUGCAUACUUCGGGCCAGUGCUAAACUACUUGAGGCAUGGCAAACUGGUGCUCAACAGGGACUUGGCAGAGGAAGGUGUGUUAGAAGAAGCUGAAUUCUACAACAUCACAUCAUUAAUAAAGCUCAUCAAGGACAAGAUCAGGGAACGUGACUGCAAAACAUCACAGGUUCCGGUGAAGCAUGUGUACCGGGUGCUGCAGUGCCAGGAAGAGGAGCUGACACAGAUGGUGUCUACCAUGUCCGACGGAUGGAAGUUUGAACAGCUGGUCAGCAUAGGCUCCUCUUACAACUACGGAAACGAAGACCAAGCCGAGUUCCUGUGUGUAGUCUCCAAGGAGCUGCACAAUCAAUCAUACGGGACAAACAGUGAGCCCAGUGAGAAGGCUAAGAUUCUUCAGGAAAGAGGUUCCCGGAUGUGAAGAGGACUUAGUAUUAUGAGCUCCAGGUGUUAUGAUGCAAACAUAUCAUCUUUGUGGAAGAACGUUUGGCACAAUGGAGAUUUAAAGGGGGGGUUGUGCAUUUAUUUUGUGUUUUCCCUCCAUUUUUGUUUUUAUUUCUUGAUGUAAAUAAGUCUGUUUACUGACAAUUUGUGCCUGUACAUUUAAACUGGACCUUUUUAAAUUAGGGGCAAGUUUUUUUUUUUUUUUUUUUUUCUAAUUGAAAGUAAGGAUUUGCAAUCUACAAAUGUUUUAUGCUAUAAACUAUGGCCGUCAUCAUAUAAGGCCAAUGAUUCACUCAGGGUCAUCUAUUGAAUUAAUUAUAUCCUCCAACUCAAGGGUCUGGUAAGGGAUCAGUAUGGUCUUUAUAACUCAAAAAAAUCAACUCAAAAUAAUUGUUUAAAGAUGUUAAGAAGGGAAUUGUGCAUUGAUUAAGCACAUGUUAAAGAGUUAGGCUAUUAAAUGUGAAAUUUACCCCAAAAACAAAUCGAUAAAAUGUUUUUUCCAAAGAUUUCAAACCGUUAUACUGAGAUUUGUGAUCAUGAGGAUCCCAACUAUACAUCACACGUUUUGUCAGAUGUAGUUGAGGUGGCAUUUUACUUUGAUUCAAAAUAUUUUUCCAGUUACUAUUCAAGGUCAAAAAAGGAACAAAAUGUCACUGUGAUUUGUCUGUGUAGGUUAAGGGGCAUUACGUAAUUUAUCACUUACAGGGCUUUUAUUGGUGAUGGGGAAAUGACCUGUAAUGAAGAGAAGAAAGUCCCAUUUCACAGCGACCCUGUUCAGACCUGGCAUUACCAUGCGUGCGUCUCAGAUGAUCCGAUCACAAGAGGACAGCUCUAAGUGCAGGUGUGAAAGCACCCAAGUGCAUUAAGGAUGCAUGUGAGAUCAGAUCACUCGAACCACAUUUAGAGGUGGUCUGGAUUGCAUAUGGCCUCAUUCUUUUAAGAGUUUGAACGCAAAUGUGUCCUGAACCACGUUGAAGGAUCGCCUACUCAGAUGUCGUCCUCUGCUACAGUCAGGUUUCAGUUUCAUAAUAACUCAAAAAUAUUUUUACACUUCUCACAGUGUUUCCCAUACAUCAGUUUAUUUGUGGCGACCCGCCACAAUAUCAGUAUUGACUGUCACAUAUUGAUUUUCUACUUUUUGGGCUUUGCAAACAGAACAUAAGUACGUGCUUAUUUGUUUGUAGAGCAGGGAACUAGGAUCCGAUCACAAGUGAUCACUCGAGAUGCAUGUUAAUGCAAGGUCUGAACAGGGCCGUAGGCUAAGUAAGCUAACUUGAGAGACACGGCAGAUAUGGCAAUGCAAGAUACUUAUUUUCAUUCACGUUCUUGGCUUGAGAAGUAUAUGUGUUGCUACUGUAGCUGCUUGUGAGAACAUAUACUCUAUCUUGGAACCUUAGUAAUCCAUUUACCCAGUGAUUUGGUCAUUGUGUGCUGUUAGGUCAAGUAAUACACAUUUUCAGGUCCUUUUACCUGUAUUAUAAGGAUUUAACUUUUAAGUAUUGGAGAUACAUUUAACCGCAAAUGUUCAUGCAAAAUGUAGAAUUUUAUUAGUGUAAAGAACUAAAAAUUUGCUCUCUAAAUGUUGUAAAGUACAAGUUAAUUUUAAUGAACUUCUAGUUUAGUUUGAGACCUCAUGUUCAUAAAUCUAAAGUUAACUGCCAAAAAAAAAAAAAAAAAAAAAUCAAAGGUGUUUCAGAUAUG